This is a messenger RNA of Papilio polytes (common Mormon), 1362 nucleotides long. Its product is annotated as C-type mannose receptor 2-like. NCBI's taxonomy places the organism in Eukaryota, Metazoa, Arthropoda, Insecta, Lepidoptera, Papilionidae. The transcript is spliced from 5 exons. The coding region runs from base 73 to 1044 and encodes 323 amino acids. The record is from RefSeq and is a predicted model, not a curated record.
GAAUCUGCUUUUUACUCAUUCGGAUAAGACAGUCCGCCGCUCGCGCACGCUCACAUCGUGAGCGAACACAACAUGGCACGCGUAAAAUAUUUAUUCAUCUUAUUGUUUAUAAAAUCCGUCCUUCAUAUCACGUAUGGACAACCGCAAAUUAAACAUUUUAGAGAUGACUACAAAUAUUUGGAGGAUACGAGCAGUUUCUACAAAAUACACACAAUACACAAGACGUGGGACCAAGCGAAGAAAAGAUGUGCUCUAGAAGGCGCUACACUCUUCUAUCCUGAAGACCAGAACGAGGCUGAUGUGGUCCUCGCACACAUGAAUGAGACCCAACCCUUAUUCGGAUGGGUGUUUGUCGGGAUAUCAUCGAAAUUAGCAAAAGGAGUCUUCAAGACAGUAGACGGAAUCGCAGUCAGGGAUAUCUACAACAAAUGGAGUCUCGGGGAGCCAAAUGAUGCCAACGGUGAAGAAGACUGCGUUGUGAUGAAGACAGAGGGCUCUUACAAUGACGAGAAAUGCUCAAAGAAGUUUCCGUUUAUUUGCAAAAAGACUCUACAAUCGCUGAAAUGGAAUGAAGAAUGCAACACUCCAUAUUUAGGUUACAAAUACAAUGUGGAUUUGGGCAGGUGUUACAAGUUCCACUUGCACCCUCUGACGUGGCGAGAGGCGGUAGAGGCGUGCGAUGCUGAGCAGGCGUACUUAGCCAUCGUCAACUCGCAGCAGGAGGUGGCCCACCUUGUUAAUAUCACCGCCAGCGCUCCCAAGGACAAGGUGCAAGGCUGGUAUUUACGCGGCGCCGUGCAUUUGGGCUUCAACUAUGACACGGCUGAGGAUGGUUGGAGAACAACCACAGGUGAGACAUUAGAGGAAGCAGGAUACGCAGCGUGGGGCAACUAUCAACCCGACGGUGGAGAGAACGAACGCUGCGGUUCCAUGUUCUACAACGGUCACCUCAACGACAUCAGCUGUGAUACACAAAGAUGCUUCUUUAUAUGCGAAGUAGAAAAUAAACUUCUCAACUUGUUUGAUGAUAGAUUCGGAGUAUAAUAUAUUUUUUUUAAAUUCAAACUCCAAAGUCAGCACCAAAUGACUACUUUACAAGUGUUAUCUUUUUGACUUGUAUAGUUUUUAAAUAGAUAUUUCUAAGACUUCAUAAAUAAUACUCAACAUUUGAUACGAAUAAAUAUUAAAGACUUAAUUUGUACAUAUUUGUAUAUAUCACUUUAAAAAACUGUGUACUUUGUAUUCCAUUAAUAUUGUAAAACAGAUUUUUUACGGAGCGAUUACAUUGUAAAAUAAUUAAUUUUAAUGGUAAUUUUGUAUGAUACCGUUAAAUGUUUAGUUAAAUAAAUAAUUUUGGAAUAA